Molecule: messenger RNA, 5812 nt
Organism: Melitaea cinxia (Glanville fritillary)
Lineage: Eukaryota; Metazoa; Arthropoda; Insecta; Lepidoptera; Nymphalidae
Gene: srl
Exons: 8
Coding region: 219-5444 (1741 amino acids)
Biological process (GO): positive regulation of transcription by RNA polymerase II
Cellular component (GO): nucleus
Molecular function (GO): transcription factor binding; RNA binding
Source: RefSeq, a predicted model, not a curated record
UAUAAAAAUUUGCUGUCGUGCCUGAAGUUUGUGGCAUGUGAUGUAUCAUGAAGUGUUAAUUUUUUACGAAAAACUAUUGAUAUAUUGGAAUGUUUUGUACCUGAAAGUGUUAUGAAUAUAUAGUAGUUAGUGCUACACAACUUGUGAAUAGUGUAUAUAGUGUUGUUGGACCAAAAUAUUUAUACAUGGAUAAAGCCGUCACUUGAGGUUGUUAAGAGAUGGAGUCGCAUAUGCUUAAUAUGUACCAUCAAGCCCGGUUUCGUGGUAUCGGACAUACGACUCCGCAAUCAACCACUGAAUCUUCAUCACCAGAAAGUAGUUGUAAUCAAAGUAGCCCAGAAUACGCAAUGAAACAAAAAACUAGUCAGUUUAAGGGGGCCAAUGAAGAGACGUUUUGGGACAGCCAUAACGACAGUAAUGCCUGGACCCGUAAUAAAAAUGUAAAUAUGACUCAAACAAAUCCCGACACGAGUACAGAGGAAGAAAAUGCUGACAUAAACGUAAUAAAUGAUUAUGAAGCAUCCAUUGCUGUGCAAAUACAAAAUAGUUCGCUAGUCGAAGGGGAUGACUAUGAGAUUGUACAAGUAUACGAAGUAAAUCCGUUCUUAGAUCUCGAGGCCUCGUCUGAUGAAGAUGAAGACGACAAUGAAGCCAAUUGCCUAAAUGAAGACGGCUAUGACUCGGAAUAUGGAGAAGAUCCAAUUUCCGAACACGAAGAAUUGGCUCCUACACAUAAUAUAUCUGAAAACAGUGAAAAAACAAGUACACGAAAUGUGCCACAAGACAGUUUAGGAAUUAAUUUCGAUACGCCUGUAGUAACGAAUAUUGACGAGUAUUUCGUAAAACCCAAUGUCAAUAACAUAUUGAAGGUUAAAAACGAACACGUGGUCAAGGAUGUGGAUGAAUACUUUAUUAAAGAUACUAAGAAACUGAAGCAUCCAAGUGUCGUAGAUUAUUUUAAAGAUGAAGUGCCCAAGACCUUACCGCUUGAAAUCUUCGCUCCCGAUAACACAGAUACAACCGAACAACAGCAGAACCACGAGGUAAUUGAAACUGUUGAUAACAUUGCAGAAGAUAGAGUAACGGAAUCAGAUAUGGACGUAUUACCAAAUAUUGAAGAUUUGAAACGCUUUAUCUUAGAAGAGCCGCCUUAUAAUAAAUUUAAAACUGCACAAAAGUCUCAUUCAGUCUCCCUGCCCCAUUCUCCUAUCCAUAAUUUGAACUUGGAUCCGGAUGCAAAGGGGUGUUUAACUUUUGAGGACUUAAAUCUUGAUUUGUUAGAUUUAAGUUUAGAAAAUGAUAGAGAAAAGUUGAACACGAAAAAUGAUGACAUGCCUCGCACUUUGACGGAUGACGAUGUUAAUAGUUUUCUCAUUACUGAUAAAAAGGAAUCUAAUCAACCUGUUAAAAAUGAAGAUGACUUUAGUCUUCAAGAUAUGGACAUGGAUUGUCCCGUUGAUGCAAUAAUUGACACCAUCGGUCCUGUUUCUGCUUUCCAAUUACCUGAUAGAAAAUUAACGUCUACACCUUUACCGAUUUUGGAAUAUUGCGUAAAAAAGACACAAGUUAAAAUAGAGCCAGAGAUAAAACUAGAAAAAGAGGAUUUUGUUGACGUGGAGUCCUGCCCUGAAACCGCCGUACCCGUUUUGGAAGCUAGUACUUUAGAUUCACUCCUAGAACAAUUUGAAGCGACCGAAAACCUAAGCACUACAGACGUAAAGCCAAUUGUCAGUGAAAAGUUAUCUGAAGCUAAAUGUAGUUUGACAAGUGGUAUGCGGUUGCAGGACGCUGGGGUACAACUUAAUAAAACGAAAAUGAAGAAAAUUCUGAUGGCACCAAAAGUGAACACUCUGAUCAAAAGGUCCCCCAGUCCCAUUCACUCUGAUCAUGAUUAUUGUUCACCAAGAAACCGUCGCAGCCUUACCGAUUUAAAGGGAGGCCGGAGUCUCCUCAAACCUGAAGUUUUGUCCAGCAACAAUAGAAUAUUAAACUCUAGACAUAGGUCGUGUAAAAACAAAAAAGUGGUUUACCAUCUCAGUAGUGAUGAUGAAGCAGACAGUAAAGAUAAAAAGAAACCUAAAAUAGAUGACAAUGACAUUAUAACUAAUAAAAAAUCUCGUUUAAAAACAAGUCUUAAACCUCGUGUUAAUCGUAAGAAACAUUCACGUGUGCAUAGUGUUGUGAACGUUAGUGGUCUUACCAAGAACAACGAUUCUGUGAUUGUAGAAAAUGCUUCAAAAGCAACAAGUGAUAAUUCAAGUAGUCAAAAGUCAAAUUGCGGUAGUAUUAAGUUAGUUAUAAAAAAUAAAUCAAAAGUUAUAAUUCAAAACUGUGAUGUUAGUGAUUUAAACAAAGACAUUUCAUGCGAAAAAUCUAAAUCUAGUAAGGCUUAUAGUAGUAGUUCGAAUAAAGUGUCGACUGAUGUCAGCAAUGUUUUAACAAGUAUUCAACCAUUGGAUAGAAGAAGAAUUUCGGAUAAAGUAUUGACAAAUAUCAACAGAAGUGUUGAUCCAUUAGAUAGAAGUACUUUGAAUAAACAAUCAAUAAAUGGCACGAAUAUUGCCCAAAGCGUUGAAACAUUAGAUAGGAGUAAUACUUCGAAUAAAGUCUCAACAUACGUCAACGAUACCGUCAAACAUGUUGAUCCCUUACACGGAAGUAAUACUUCACAUAAAGAAUCAACGCAUGUCAAGAAUAUUGUCAAAAGUGGUGAAUCGUUAGACAGAAUUAGUACUUCCAAUAAAGUAUCUACAGAUGCUAAGAUUACUGAUAAAAUGUUUCAAUCAUCAGAUAGAAGUAGUGCGUCGAAAAAAUUAUCCCGACAUGUCAAGAAUUCUGUCAAAAGUAAUGAACCAUUUGACCGAAGUAAUACUUCGAAAAAUAUAUCAAAAUAUGUUAAGAAUGCUGACAAAAGUAUCGAAUCUAAAGGCAGAAGUAAUACUUUAAAAAAAGAAUCGUCAAACGUCAACAACAUAGUUAAAAGUGUUGAAUCUGAACCAUUAGAUAGAGUAAAAAAUAAAAAUGAAAACCGUGAAAUAAAGGAAACAUUAAAUGUAAAGCACGAGGAGAACUCGAAACAGGAACACUUUUAUACCGCUCUGUUUAAUAAUAAGGAAGACGUACGAGUCCCUAAGGCUAUUGAUGUAACCUCGAAAGUAACAAGAAAAGAUGAGGGUUGUAAAGUUACUUUGAUAGAUGUACCAAUUAUUAAUGAAGUAGAACAGCCGGUUAAAAAGAAGAAGUUAAAUUUGAAAGAGUAUAAACUAAGGAUUAGCAAAGGUAUAUCCUCAAACGAUGGAUCGCCACAAGUAAGUCCGGAGUCAAUAUUCCCGGAAACACCGUGCAAUAUAAAUCUUGAUAAAAAAAUUAAAAUAUCUAAUAAUGUUACUCCUAAUAAUGUUUCACCACCAAAAGAAAACUUAGAAACGGAUGCUCCGAAAGCUAUUUUUGAUCCUAUUCUAGAAGCAUCUAGAAAAGUAUUAAUGAAUAUUCAAAAACAAAAAGCUAAAGCAUCAAAACGCCAAGAGAGUGUUUUGAUACAAAAAGUUGAAAACCUUGUACUUCAACCCCUUAUUAGUGAUGAAGAAAUGUUAAAAAUUGUGGGCAUGACUCCAAAUGUUAUGCCUGUGCCAGUAGAUGUUCCGACACCUCGAGAGCAACCAAAAGACUAUGACGAAAUUAUUUUAGUUAGUAUAGGCACCAAUACAGAUGAAGGUUUAUUAAAACCCACUGAAAAACAGACUCUUAGUAGAAAACGUAAAUUAGAGUCUCCACAAAGAGAAAACAAAUCGACGAUUAACUUUAAAAUCAAAAAAAUGGAUUCUGUAUUGAAACAAAACGUUUUCGAAACUGUUAAAAAUCAAAAAAGUCCAAUCGACGAUAGGAAUCGGUCUGAUAUUAAAAUAGAUAAAGAAAGGUAUAAGGACAUAACAGCAACUCUUAAGAGCGUUGAAAAGCAUGUCGAUAAGAAAAUCUCUAGCAAUUCACUAUUCGCCAGCAUUCAAGAUCUUGUCAAGAAAAAAGCUCCAACAGUUACUAAUUCAAGUAACGACCGUAAAUCGUCAAAGUCUAAUUCACCAGUUGAGGAGAAGGAAUUUAAAUACACAAAGCCAACGAUAGUAAGAGAAUAUGAUAAUGCUGCUCCACACGGUGAAGACAAAGUUAUACUUCACUUGGAAAAGAACAGACAAAAACCUGAAUACGUUACGACUUGUAUUCAGACAGAGGCGACUGCUGAAUUUGUAGAUUUACCCAAAAUAGGUCACACGGUUACCAGAAAACAAUUCUCCGUCUCUCCGAGAAAAAGAAACGACAGUGACAUGUCCAUGUCAAGUGACUGCAGUCCAAUUGUUCCCAAAAACGUACAGAAUGUUAUGUCUACUAAAUUGGACGAAGGAGUUAAUGUGAAGUCUAGAACAGAAACUAGACAUCCAACAGAGGUAUCUCAGUAUCACGAAAAAAGGUCGCGAUCACGAUCAACUAGAUACGAUGUCAAAUAUAGAAGAUCGAGAUCACAAUCUCGAAAUCAUCGAAGAAAACGCUCUCCUAGUCGUAAUCGGUCGCGAUCACGUGGUCAUUACAGACGUUACAGACGAUCCGACUCACCUUAUAGAAGGAAAAGACGAUCAAGGACUAGGUCACCUUAUCGUUCUUCGAGGCGUUCUCCAUCUGUUAGAAGACAUUACAGAUCAAAUCAUUCGCGGUCAACAUCUAAAAUCACCGAUCGAGUUAAAUCACGCAGCCCGAUCGCUAAAAAACGACCUAGUCCCCAAUAUAUCGUGAAUAACAUUGAAAAGCUUACACCGAUAUCCCUAACGCCUCCGAUGAGGAAGCCGACUAUAUCUGCCAGUUCAGAAUCAUCGUCUUGUUCGUCAUCAUCUUCCGGUUCAUCAUCGUCCGGACUAUCGGCUUCGUCUAAAUCAAAGGCCUCAUGCAGUCCUAACAGAAAGGAAGAAGUUUACAGGGCUAAAAGCUACCGAAGCUCCUAUAGUUCAGAAGAUAGGGACAGCGCAACGCCGGUUGAGGAGAGACGUAUAGUAUUUGUAGGAAGGCUCGAUAAAGAUAUAACGAAAUUAGGAUUGAAGUCCCAAUUUGUCAAGUUUGGACCUAUUACCGAAGUUCGCUUGCAUUCUAAAGAGGAUGGGUCACGCUACGGUUUCUUGACGUUCCAGCGUCCUAUGGACGCUUGGUCGGCUGUGGAGGCAGGGAAAACGUUCCCGCAGUAUGAUGUGGGCUUCGGGGGCCGUAGAGCAUUUUGUAGACAGAGCUAUGCAGAUCUUGAUGGCCUAGAGGCCAAAUACACCGAAAGUGCGUUCCACGGUCAAGCAGUGCUGCCCAUACACCGAAACAACGAUAAUAUGUCGUUUGAUCAGAUGCUUCUCGAUAUGAAAAAGACAUUGAACAAAAUGAAAGGUGAUAAGAAAAGCGACGAUAUGUCCGCUUGACGUUUACUCAAUCUUUGGUAUAUUUUAAUAAAAAACGUAGUGUCGUAUACGUUAUUUGUGCUCGUCGUGACGUUCGGAUGUCAAUUAUCACGCGUCAACUGACAGCUGUCACUGUCAAUGUCAAAAUGACGGACGCGUUCAGUGUGCAAUGAAAAAGACAUUUUAGUUUGUUUUCUUUCUUCGCUCGUACCUCUUUAGUGAAAUUGUUUUAGCGUGUAUUUCUUUAGCGAUUUAGUUUUGUAAAUAGUAGAUUAUUAAAGUACAGUUUUGUACAGUUUAACACUACCUCUUUAUGUAAAUAUUGUAAAAUUUUUGUAUUGUGUAUUGUGUAUUUUGUAUUGGCUUUGAAAUUUAAAAUUUUGUUCGUU